Molecule: messenger RNA, 3416 nt
Organism: Camellia sinensis
Lineage: Eukaryota; Viridiplantae; Streptophyta; Magnoliopsida; Ericales; Theaceae
Source: RefSeq, a predicted model, not a curated record
GAAACAAAAGAUCUUUAUCAUACGGCGUUUGUGUGGCCUUCGCUAAACUUACCUCUCUCUCUCUCUCUCUCUAGAUUAUCUCAUCAUCUUCAUCUUCGUUCAAUUCAUCGCUUGCUAACCCUUCGCAUAUCCCCGAUACUCCAAUUUGUCCGAAAUUCAAAGCCUCACAUACAAGCCUACCGCUUCUCCACUUGAAAGCCGAAUCAGAAUCUUUUGAUUCUUUACUGCAAUUAUAGUUUUGUAUAUGUUUUUGGUUCUAAUAAUCACUGCGAGCUUUCAAUUCGGUUUGUUUGAUUCGUAUUCUUCACUGUUUUCUUCGUUGUUCAAUGCUUACUUCAUUUCAAUGAGCUUGCUCUGUUCCAAUGCUUCGCAGUAGAGAUGGCUUCUGCUCCUUCAAUGUCAGUUUCUGUGGAAUGUGUAAAUAUAUGUAAGUUUUCGAAAGGGGAUGGGAGUGGUAGAUACGACUGUAGUGUACUCUCUUGCGCGUGGAAGGCUCCCAGGGCAUUGACUGGAUUUCUUGCGAGUACUGCUCAUCCGCACUGUUCGCUCUCGCCCUAUGGACGAACUGGAAGAAGGAAUCACAUCAAAUGUAUAUGUGAAGCAUCUCGUAUGGGGAGCUGGUGCUCCACUGAACCUUCUGAGUUUGUACUUCCAGGAAGACUUUUAAGAUCAAGUUUGUUGCAUGUUGCUUGUAGAAAAUGGCAAUUGUGUUGUUCUUCAUCCUCUUCUUCAACAUCCUAUGAUGAGGUUUCUCCUGAAAGUUUGUGGGAGGAUCUUAAACAUACUAUUUCAUAUCUUCCCCCUAAGGAGUUGGAGUUGGUGCGCAGUGCUUUAAUUCUAGCUUUUGAGGCACAUGAUGGUCAAAAAAGACGGAGUGGAGAGCCCUUCAUCAUUCAUCCUGUUGAAGUUGCACGAAUUUUGGGAGAGCUUGAGUUGGAUUGGGAGUCAAUUGCUGCUGGUUUAUUACAUGAUACAGUUGAGGAUACAAAUGUUGUCACAUUUGAAAGAAUAGAGAUGGAAUUUGGUCCUACAGUGCGCCACAUUGUAGAAGGAGAAACUAAGGUGUCCAAACUAGGAAAAAUCAAGAAUGAAAACCAUUCAGUACAAGAUGUGAAAGCGGAAGACCUCCGGCAGAUGUUUCUAGCCAUGACCGAGGAGGUCCGUGUUAUCAUCGUCAAAUUGGCUGACAGAUUGCAUAAUAUGCGCACUCUCUCACAUAUGCCUCCGCAUAAGCAGUCCAGCAUUGCAAUGGAGACGUUGCAAGUUUUUGCCCCUCUAGCAAAACUGCUUGGAAUGUACCAAAUUAAGUCUGAACUUGAAAACUUAUCGUUCAUGUAUUCAAAUGCUCAAGAUUAUGCUAAAGCCAAGAGAAGAGUUGCAGAACUCUAUAAGAAACAUGAGAAGGAACUCAUAGAGGCAAACAAAAUUUUAAUGAAGAAGAUUGAGGAUGAUCAGUUCCUCGACCUUAUGACAGUGAAAACUGAAGUUCGAUCUGCUUGUAAGGAGCCUUACAGUAUUUAUAAAGCCGUACUUAAAUCUAAAGGUUCAAUAAAUGAAGUCAACCAAAUUGCACAGCUUCGGAUCAUUAUAAAACCAAAGCCAUGCAUUGGAGUUGGGCCUUUAUGUACUGCACAGCAGAUCUGUUACCAUGUUCUUGGGCUAGUACAUGGAAUUUGGACUCCUAUUCCUCGAUCUAUGAAAGAUUAUAUUGCAACUCCAAAGCCCAAUGGUUAUCAGAGUCUUCAUACCACUGUAAUUCCAUUUCUUUAUGAGAGCAUGUUUCGGCUGGAAGUUCAGAUAAGAACUGAAGAGAUGGAUCUGAUAGCUGAGAGAGGCAUUGCUGCUCAUUAUAGCGGGAAAGGUCUUGUGACUGGAUUGGUUGGACAUGCAAUGCCUAAGGGCAGAAGUUCAAGAGGGAAAAUUGUUUGUCUUAAUAAUGCAAACAUUGCCCUCAGGAUUGGUUGGCUUAAUGCAAUUAGAGAAUGGCAAGAGGAAUUUGUUGGAAAUAUGAGCUCCAGAGAAUUUGUAGAAACUAUAACCAGAGAUCUUUUAGGUAGCCGUGUCUUUGUGUUUUCACCAAGAGGAGAGAUUAAAAAUCUGCCCAAGGGGGCAACUGUCAUUGACUAUGCUUAUAUGAUACACACUGAAAUUGGCAACAAAAUGGUUGCAGCAAAGGUCAAUGGUAAUCUUGUUACUCCCUCGCAUGUACUUGCAAAUGCUGAAGUUGUGGAGAUAAUAACUUAUAAUAUCUUCAUGAAAAUUUGUGGUUUUAAAUCGACAUCAGAUGGGAUUAUAGAGAUGGCACUCUCAAGCAAAUCAGCAUUCCAAAGACAUAAGCAGUGGUUGCAACAUGCUAAAACACGUAGUGCCAGAUACAAAAUUAUGAAAUUUUUGAGAGAGCAAGCUGCAUUAUCGGCAACUGAAAUAACAGCUGAUACAGUAGAAGAAUUUGUUGCCGAUCCUAAGGAGGAUAGUGAAGUAGAGGAGCUGUCGGAUUAUUCUGAAGGAAGCAAAUACACCUGGGAGAAGAUCCUGAUGAACGUUGUGGAAAUGUCAUCUUCAAUGAUCAAUGGUGGAGAUGUUUUCCAACUCAAACGUGGCAGCAUCAAGGUCCCUAAGGUCAAUGGGAAACAUAAUAAACAUAUGCAGCAUGUGAGUUUGAAGGCCAAAGGAGAGAGUUUAUCUCAGGGAAAUGGUGUUGCUAAGAUGAUACUUGCUAAUAUUCCCAUGUACAAGGAAGUCUUGCCUGGUCUGGAGAGUUGGCAAGCUGGCAAGGUUGCAUCUUGGCACAACCUUGAAGGGCACUCUAUACAGUGGUUAUGUGUAGUAUGCAUAGAUCGAAGAGGUAUGAUGGCUGACAUCACAACAGCAUUGGCCACUGUAGAUGUUGCAAUAUGUGCUUGUGCGGCAGAGAUAGAUAAAGGGAGAGGGAUGGCCGUCAUGUUGUUUCAUGUUGAAGGAAGCCUGGACUGUUUGGUUAAUGCUUGUUCACGCGUGGAUCUAAUCUUUGGUGUUUUGGGAUGGUCCACGGGUUGCAGCUGGCCUAGCUCGAUUGAAAACCAACCGUUUCUAGAAUGCUAAUCAAAUAUUCCACCUGGAAAUGGUCCUAACCUGGCCACGCAGGCUUGGGUAUGAAGUUUUGUCCUCUGAAAGAUGGGUUUGAAGUAGAUUUGUAGGUAAUUAAUUAUGACAAAAUAAACGAGCGGCCACCAAUUUGAGGAAGUCUCUGGAAUUGUAUAUAGAGAGGAGUAAUGUUUAAGUAUAUACCUGUAAAGAUACUCAGAAGGAAGAGAGUGAAAAUUUGUACAAAGGUUUACUUUUGACAUUUUCAGUCUUAAAAGGCACCUUUUUGUGACUGAAAUAGACUUUGUUGCAAAUAACAUAUUUGCGACGGUGAAUUCCCCUAGCAAAAAAUA